Puccinia triticina is the source of this 876-nucleotide messenger RNA. RefSeq lists its product as uncharacterized. The transcript has 4 exons. NCBI's taxonomy places the organism in Eukaryota, Fungi, Basidiomycota, Pucciniomycetes, Pucciniales, Pucciniaceae. Bases 1 to 876 code for a protein of 291 amino acids. The record is from RefSeq and is a predicted model, not a curated record.
AUGAACAGCGGCGCAGGGGGCGAGCCGCGGGAGGGAGCAGAAGAGCGGCCGGCCCAGCGGCUCUACCCCCUGCUCCAGACGCUUGCCUUGCUGGCCCUGCUGCUAGACCUGCCUAUCUUCUUCCUUGUCUCCAUCGCCCCCACCCUCCUCUGCCACUACCCGGGCCUUGGACCCGCCCUUGUCGCCCUCUUUGUAUCUCUGGCUUCUCCCUUGGACCCCGGCAUCCAGCCCCGCGGCCUGGAUUCGAACCCGGAGAUGGUCUGGAAACCCGCGCCGAUUGACCCCGCCGAGCCCAUCAUCCAUCCCCAUCCUCCCCCUGUCUCCCAUGAAAAUAAUGCAAAGCCGCUCGAGUACAACCAGGUUGGCAAAUGGGAGCUCCUCCCCCGCUGGAUCAAGCUCCAAAACACCCGCCGCAACCACGCCUCCCACAAUAUCUACAACCAGCAGCCCGUGCCACUUGACUUCCUCUCCCACAAGGAAAUCAACCAUCAUUGCAGUUACCUCAAUGAGAUCCCUUCCCCGUUGAGACUGUUUGCAAAGAGCCACAAUAACAUCUUGAGCUUGAGUCCUUCAAACUCAGGUCUCAUCGAAAACGUAGGCUGGGCAUCUGAGAGCUGCAUCCUGGAAAGUACACAAUCAAUGCGCACGGUGAACGUCAACGGAUUCUUGCUGGAGAACCUGAUCUUGAGCCCGCUGGAUGAAGUGAGUGAAUGUCUUGAUCUGGAGGAUCUCACGACGGUCAAAGUCUUGCUUCUUGCGUCCCAAUCGCAGCCUAUCACCUGGUCUGGGGAGCUCACCAACGUGAUGCAGGGCAAGAAGAUCCGGGUGUUCAACCACAAGACCCGCUUCCAUUGGGUCGCUUUUUUACGCAAAUAG